Messenger RNA from Chilo suppressalis (striped riceborer), 2810 nucleotides. NCBI's taxonomy places the organism in Eukaryota, Metazoa, Arthropoda, Insecta, Lepidoptera, Crambidae. The record is from the annotation of a GenBank genome assembly.
CAAUACUAACAGUGACUCAAAAGGUCACGUGAUCGCACGAAGCUUGGGUUUGUGAUUUGAUUGGCGAGUUUUCGUUUAUUUCUUCCGAGAAAUACGCUUGUCUCGAACUGAGUCUCUGUGUUGAUUACUUGUGUUACUUUUUUUCGCGUGAGUGAAAAACUUCUCCGCAAUGUCAUCUAAAACAAAAAAAACUGUAACAUCAUCUUCAAACAUUAGUGUGGUGUCAUCAGUGCAAAGCCCACCGCAAUCAAGCACUCCUGUUGGUAGCCGCCCUUCUAGCUCUGCCGGCCGACCCAGCAGUCCUCUAAGCCCGACAAGACACACGCGACUUCAGGAAAAAGAUGCCUUACAGAAUCUCAAUGACCGUUUGGCUGCAUACAUUGAUAAAGUUCGCCAACUUGAAAGUGAAAAUUCAGGUUUACGCCGGGAAAUCCAAACUACACAGGAGGUGGUCACACGUGAAGUUUCCAACAUAAAAGGAAUGUACGAACAUGAACUUCAGGAUGCCAGGAAAUUGCUAGAUGAUACAUCUAGAGAAAAAGCUAAAUUGGAGAUUGACUUGAAGAGACUUUACGAAGAAAAUGAUGAUCUAAAGAAACGCCUGGAUAAGAAAACCAAGGACUGUCAACAGGCGGAGAACUUGGCGCGCCACUACGAAACUCGCUUUACGGAAGAGAGUAACAAAUACAACACAGCACUCGCGGACAAGAAGAAAGCUCAAGAUGAAGCUAGGGAACUUGCCAAAGAGUUGGAGAAACUGCGCAAGGUGUACGCCGACACCCGUAAGACUUUGGAAGAGGAGAUGUUGUGCCGCAUCGACAUGGAGAACACGGUGCAGAGUUUACGCGAGGAGCUCUCCUUCAAGGACCAGGUGUUCCAACAAGAGCUGCAGGAGACCCGCACCCGGAGACAAGUCGAGAUCUCUGAAAUCGACGGGCGCCUCGCUCAGCAAUAUGAGGCAAAGCUACAGCAAAGCCUGCAAGAGCUGCGUGAACAACAGGAGGCCAACAUCAAGGCCAACCGCGACGAAAUCGAGGCCCUUUAUGAGAAUAAGAUGAAGAACUUGCAAUCGGCUGCGAACCGCAAUAGUUCGGCAGCGACGGUAGCUGUAGAAGAGUUGCGUACUAUGCGUACGCGCAUCGACUCUCUCAACGCUACACUCAACGAUCUGGAGAACAAGAACGCAGCCCUAAGCAAUCGUUGCCGCGAACUGGAACGCCAAUUGGAGUCGGAACGCGCCCGCCACGCCGAAGACUUGGCAUCUCUGGAGCAAGAGUUGGCCCGCCUGCGAGACGAGAUGGCGGCACAACUGCGAGAAUACGCCACCCUCAUGGACAUCAAGAUAUCUCUGGACCUCGAGAUCGCCACGUAUCGUACGCUCCUCGAAGGAGAGGAGGACAGGUUGAAUCUUACCGCGCAGUCCCCCGGCCGCGAAUCUCGGGCCUCGGCCAGCGGUAGCGCAACCCGCCUCACCCCCGGCCGUAGGGCUACGCCCCUACGCGCCGCCCGUAAGAGGACCUUAUUAGAUGAGAGCGAAGAAAGAAGCCUUCAUGACUUCAGCGUCACUUCCAGUGCUAAGGGAGACGUGGAGGUAGCCGAGGCCUGCCCCGAAGGCACCUUCGUCAGGAUCAGGAAUAAGGGCAAGAAGGAAAUGAGCCUCGGCGGCUACCAGAUAGUGCGCAAGGCUGGCGACCAGGAGACCGUGUUCAAGUUCCAUCGCACCGUAAAGCUGGAGCCGGGCGGCGUGGCCACUGUGUGGUCUGCCGACACGGGCGCUGACCACGACCCGCCCAAGGACAUCGUCAUGAAGGGUCAGAAGUGGUUCGUGGCCGACGCCUUCACCACCACGCUGCUCAACAACGACCAGGAGGAGGUGGCGGUGUCGGAGCGGCAACGGCGGCAAGUGAGCACCAGCGCGCAGAGACAUCGCGAACUGGCGCACAAGUACCCGCGCCGUGAACAGUUGGGAGAGAUACGGGAGGGCGAGGAGAAUUGUCGCAUCAUGUAACGCGACCACCACUGAGCUCACGCAUCCUUCGACUGCUGCUGUUCUGUGCCCUAUGGGCAUCUUCAUCAACUCUCGAAUCAUUAAAAUAUCGGACGCAAUUCUAUAAGCGGCUAACCGCACCUAUGUACGUUUAAUAGAUUUUUGUGUUCAAAUAUAAUUUAUAGAUAAGAUUUGUAAUAGUCAUUUGGACUUGAAUUGUGUAAUGCCUCAAUUGGUACAAGGUAAAACUUUUUUGUAGUAACUCACUUACGUGAAGCACAUGUGCGUAGUUCAGACUACAUGAAAGGCACACAGAAUAGAAAUCGUAGUUAUUAUGUUGAGCGAAAAAAUUAGCUUUUCACUGCCUUAAUAUGGCCUUCUCUAUUACAAAAAUAUUUGUGAACAAAGUACAAACAAGCUCGUUCACGCUUUUUGUGGGUAAGUAUAGAUUCUAUGAAUGUUUUGUUAUUUUCAAUCCCCACCCUCACAAUGCACUAAAUAAUAAGUAGUUUUUAUUAGCAAUAAUUUUAUUAAAGUAUUCAUCAGAUAACAGAGAUAAAGUAGAUGAGAUCUACUAAUUAUGAUCAUAACAUUAUCUUUAGUGACCCGACUAGAAAGAUCAUGUAUUAGGUUAAGUUUUGUUUGACAUUACUUUGGUCAAAUUUUAGAAUAAGUUUCAGUUUUCAUAGUACUUUUGCUAUUACUACUUCAGAUAAAAACAGGUGCAAGUCUCAAAUAAAAGGCUCUCAUAUUUUAAGAUUAUAAAUCUGAAUUCUUUGUGUAAUAAUGAUAUUGAUAAUAAUGUUUCUUUUUAAAAAUCUUC